CCGGGCUCUCACUCUGUUUCGGCAUCCAAGUUUAGAUCAGCUUUAUUGGCCAGUGAUCAAGUCCGCUCCUCCACAAACACAGCAAGAUAAUGCUGCAGUUCAUAUUUAUGGUAAUUUUGGGUCUAAGCCUGGGGAAUGCUGCGGCCCAGGAGCUGCGACGCGUGGACGACGCCGAGUUGAUUCAACUCCUGACCGGCAGCAGCAAUGUGGUUGUCCUAUUCAACAAAAACAAUUGCCAGCGCUGCCAGGAGUACGAGAAUGUGGUCACCAAGAUUCAUCCCCAGUUGGAGGAGACCUUGUCGGCCAUUGUGGUCCAGUCGGUGGAUAGCAAUCUCGUUUCCAUAUACGAUCCCAGCAAGGAACCGGCUUUGGUAUUCUUCAGGCGCGGAAUUCCCAUCCUUUACCACGGCGAGAUAAACGAUGACGAAAUCCUAGACUUCUUCAAUGACAACUUGGAGCCAGCGGUCAAAGAGCUUUCCGACGACAACUUCGAGCACCUCACACAAGCCUCAUCGGGGGCCACCACCGGGGACUGGUUUAUCUUCUUCUCUUCCGCCGAGUGUACCGUAUGUCAGCGGCUCUAUGCCGUCUGGGAAUCCGUGGGCGGAAAGCUCAAGCGAAAGUUAAAUAUUGCCCGAAUGAACAGCUUGGAGUCUGGAAUCUCGACGGCCAAGAGACUUGGAGCUUUGGAAUCACCGGCAUUUAUAUUCUUGCGGCAGGGAAAGAUGUACAGGUAUUUGGCCAAGCAAUAUAGUCCCGAGGCAUUUGUCCAGUUUGCGGAGAAGGGAUAUCUCACCCAGAGCCAUCCUCAACCAGUUCCACAAAUUCCUAGUGCCGUGGAUUUGUGAGAAUCUGAUACAUGUCUUUAAAACGAAUUUUUGGGACCUCUGCAGAGUUAUUUCAAAUCUGAAAACAUAACCUCCUUGGCGACUUUGGGUAUUGUUGCAUUGGUCGCCGUCAUAUUUGCCACAAAGAAGGUGGCCAAAAUAUUCAGUUCAGAACCAGCAAAAACGAAAAAUAAAUCGAAAUAAACCUAAUAUUAUUACUAAAACAAAAAAA
Drosophila takahashii is the source of this 1059-nucleotide messenger RNA. Lineage: Eukaryota; Metazoa; Arthropoda; Insecta; Diptera; Drosophilidae. The record is from RefSeq and is a predicted model, not a curated record.